Seriola dumerili (greater amberjack) is the source of this 2980-nucleotide messenger RNA. RefSeq lists its product as uncharacterized. The coding region runs from base 77 to 1228 and encodes 383 amino acids. The record is from RefSeq and is a predicted model, not a curated record. Lineage: Eukaryota; Metazoa; Chordata; Actinopteri; Carangiformes; Carangidae. The transcript has 11 exons.
AGUUGCUACUAUUCAAUUCAUUCUGUGCAGUUAAUGCAUGUAGUAUUACAGCACUUGAUAAUUACUUUAUUUCAAAAUGCGUCGGAGAACGGAAGCUCAAGCAUCAAGCAAUGAACCUGUUAAUGCUGAUAAAAAGGAUCCAGAUCAGAGACUUCACAGCCAGGCUGGAGCUAAAGGCAGAGUGUCUUAUGGUUCUGUGCUCAUAAACAUUGGGAAGUGUUUACUUUUAAUCAUCAUCAUCCCUCCAUUCCUCAACUAUGCAUCGCUUCAGAGAGAAGGACAGAUGCUGUUGCCCAAAGAUGGCCAGGUUGUUGAUGUUAGUUUGGGUCAAAAGAUGCAUCUUUUGUGUAAAGGAAAAGGAAAACCAGUUGUUGUACUGGAUGCACCGACUGGAAUGUCCUCAGAUAUUUGGUUUCAUGUCCAAGAAAGUGUGGCCACACUAACAAAGGUUUGCACCUAUGACAGAAUGGGACUGGGCUUCAGCAAGCGGCUGAUGCAGAAUGAAACCACAGGAACUGAGAGAGUUUGGGGGAUGUCAACAACUGGACGGAUGGUGGAUGAUCUGCACCGACUCCUGCAGGCUGCCGGGUUAGCCCCGCCCUUCAUCCUGGUGGGCUCCGAGCUGGGCGCGCUCAACGGCCGGUUCUACAGCCACAUUCACGACGUGCAAGUGUCUGACCUGGUGCUGAUCGAUCCCAUCCCAGAGGACGUGUUUGAGGACGACCAGUGGAACGAGUACUGGUAUGGUAAGCUGUUGCCGUCAUUCCAGGCCAGACAGUUUUCAGCAGCUACAGGGCUGAGCCGCAUGCUGAUUAUCCUGGGGGUGAUUGAACCAACUAUCAAAGGCGAAAACGUCUCAGAGGAGGUGGUCCAACGCCAGAAAUACCUGCUCAGUAACCCUGCCCACCAAAGCAGUGCGGUGGAUGAGCAUUACUUUCUGAAUGAAAGUGCAGCUCAAGUAAGGGACAUCACAAAGUUUAAGCCCCUCUCCAGCAGGGUGUCAGUGAGUGUGAUCACUGGAGAUUCCUUUGACGAGCAGAUACCACCACACCUGAACCAGAUGGUAGCGAAGCUUCAAAAGAAGUUCCUGGAGGAAUCCUACCCAUCAGCCAAUCACAUUCACAUAAAAGGAGCAGACCGGCGAAUGAUCUACAAGAAGCCAUCUGCCAUCAGCCAGCACCUGAGGAGGCUAGUCAACCAGCGACAAGCCAAACAGCAGAGCGAGUGACCCAUGGCCAAAAUGUAACCGUACCCCAGACCUGGACAGAAUAACAGUUGAAUAUGUUUUAAAUAUUCAAUAAAAUAUUCAAGUUAUCUUUUUACCUUUCCCUGCAGCGAUCUGCAGAGAUUGUCUACAUGGCUGCUAAGGUUCAUCAAGGAGUCAAUUUGAGAGCAGGUUUUUGCGCAGCUCCGCUUCAUUGGAAGCUUUUUAAUUGAAGGUAACUGGAGGGUAUUCAGUGUGAUGAAAUAUUUGCUGUCUUCGAUUCAGAAAAUCUUAUCUUUCAAGUUGUUAUUUCAGUCUCUUUACCUGAUUGGCCAGUGCCAAAAAUUAAUACAUUACUGCUUAUCACUGUAAAAGGCCACACAUGUCACUGCUCAACCUGAUACUUUUUUUUUUUUUUUUUUUAUCUCAUCCAUUUCUGUCUUAAUAUUCUGCCAUGUUAUAGCCGCAGGCAAAGGUACACUGAGUUCCUGUGUGUCUGCUGCAUCAGCUACAGUCAUUUGUUACUUGCAUAUAAUUGAGUUACAUCACAAUCAGACGUAGAGCUCUAUUUUUGGAUUUAUGUUGAUCUGAUUAAUUUUCUACAUUGCAGAUGGAUGAGUCUGGCUGACAAACCUAAUUUUGCGUUUUUGUAAAUAAAUCUUUAUUUACCUUUGUGUCUACUUUUAACUGUGGCAAACACGAGCUGUUUAUUUAUGGAUAUAUGCAGCACUGUGAAAGAAAGACCAGACAGCAUUGGUUUAUCCUGAGGAUUUAAGUUUAAUUAUGACACCACAUCAAAAUAAAAAUUUCCAACAGAUCUGGAAUUUAAUUCCAUCCAUAUACAUGCAUAGCAACAACGUUUUAAGAAACAUUUUCUCCCAUAAUCAGGACAUUGGAAUGAUCAUUUUACAUCAGUAUCCCCACUGACCUCCCACCCAUCUUGUUCAUCAGCAAUAAACUUAAUUCUUGUACAACUUCUUUUUUUCCCUAUGGGGUUACAAAUAAUUAUAUGCACAGUCCCCAUUUCAUAAUACUGCUUUCAGUAAUGUUCCCCCAUUUACAAAGUAUUGCAUUGAGAGCAAAUUGCAAAAAGGGAGACCAAAGUAUCAUAACAGAAAUACGAGUACUAUACAAGAAUGCCGCCAUCCUCAUGAAAACAUCCACAUCUGAGUUGAAGAAAAGAGACAGGGACAAACAGCCACAUAUGUAUGCAAAGCCAUGUGUAUAUGCCAAAAUGUGAGAUGCAGGGUUGUGCCUGGUUAUCACACCCAAAUGGUGAUUUUUUAAGGCUAACAAGUCAUUAGUAGCAAUCUGCAAGUGACAUUUUGGGCAUAUACAGAAACUGGUACAGCAAAUAAGAAUACACAAGUGCCUCAGUAGCUAUUUUUGUGUCUAAAAUGCAUCUCAUUUUUGUAUUGUCUAUUGUUUCAUUGAGCCUACAUUACAGUGUAAACAAUAUGUGUGCUACACAAGAAUGACUAUACAAUAACAUUACAAACAACUCUGAUAUAAAUUUCAUUUUGAAUUUAAAUUAAGAUCACUACUCCUAUUAAUACUGAUUGUAAAAUAAAUUAAUGUGAAAGUGGCACCAAUAUUAUUCUUGAUUCAUUUUUCUUUUUCUUUUUCUUUUUUAACCAAUGGUUUUGCAUUUUUAAGUGUUAAAACGAUGAAAGAAGAAGCUUCUCUUGAUUGUCCACAAGCAGCGUUUAGCACUGCGUGAUGCACUAUUCCAGACACAACAGUGUACCAAAACAAAGGAGAAAAAAGGGUUAAAAG